GUACAUCUGCAGGUACAUAAUGUUUUUGUACUUAUCCGUUUGUACAUAUGUACAUACAUAGCUCUGGCUUUAAUGUUACAUAUCUUUUAAACAAUAGAAUUUAAAAAUCUGACAUUUAGAAGAAUUUUAACAAAACAAACACACAUAUACUCAUACAGACAUAUAUAUUUUUUUACAAUACCUCUCUAUCUUAUGUCGUCUUGGCCAUUUAAGGAUCCGUCACGUUGGUCAAUUAUUCAAUAAGUGUACUGAGCUUCACAGCAGCAACAUGUCUUGUAUGGAAAACAGAGCACUUCGAGAGUAUUUUAACUCAGACCCGGAUGAUGAUUGGCGAUAUUGGACGUCGCCGGAAUACGCGACAUAUUUUAUUUCAAAUCAAAUAGCCUAUACAGAGGAUUAUGUGAGGAUUCGUAAUCUCUUUAUAUCUGGCUUGAGCAAUAAGAUAUCCUCUAUGGAGCUCGGCAAACAUUUUCAGCAAUUCGGCGAAGUUGAAGAUAUCCUAAUGAAACCAUGCGGCGGCAGAGCUCUAGUAUUUUUUACAAAGGCUGAGGAAGCGUGCAGGGCACUACAGAAAAUGUAUCAGUUCAUUGAACAAAUCGAGAUUAAAGUGAAACCCGCCUAUAGUUGGCUACAACCGGACACCGACGAAGCGUGUAAACGAGAACCAGACAACGCUACGCUCAAAAGUCUUUCAAAUGAAAAUUCACCGCCCGAUGAUUCGAAUAUUUUACCGAUCGCAUUGGCGAAUGAACAAAUCAACAGUAUAUUCUCCAUUAAUGUAUACUGCAUGGUUGCAAUAUUUAGACAACUGAAACCGGGUGCCCAAAUGCGUUUAGUGCGUACAAAUAAACGGUUUCUGGAGGUUUUUAAAACAUACAGUUGUUUCGAACACAAACGGUUUAAUUUGAACCAGCUAAAUGAGAUGACACUUUGGGAAAUCCGCGAUCUUUUGCAAUAUGCCGGCAAAUAUAUGGUUGAAAUGAGGGGUAGUUUGCCAUUCAAAAAUCGUACAACCAUCAUGAAUUUCAUUCGAAAAUGUUGUCCAAAACUCAAAAAAUUGCAAAUAACGAACUGCGGAUUGAAGCUUACGAGCUUUAAGAAUUUCAUAAAGUCAUUUUCGCAUUUAAGAACACUGGAUUUUACGGACGGUUGUUUGGAGGAUAAACAUAUUCAAGCUUGUCAAAAUGUCAAAAAUUUGGAUACGCUUGUAUUGGAUGGAAAUGUAUUGAUAACUGGUGCCUAUAUAAAAGAUAUUGUCACAAUAAGGGUAUUGAAACUGUAUGGUUGUAUACGUGUUGAAACACAAAACUUAAUCGAAAUUUCAAUGGCGUUAGAAAAUCUGCGCACACUUGACAUCCGUCGAAUUCAUGGACUUGAUUUAAGCUUUUACAGCGUCAUCGACUAUCAGUGCCAGCAACUUGUAGAUUUCAAAAUGACACGGUCUGCAUAUCAGUAUGACCGUGUGGCGUUAUUGCCCCGCCUCGAACACUUGGAAAUCAUAUAUCCCCUUCCCGGCGAAGAAAUAUUCGUACCUCUGAAACUGGCCAUUCAUAAGGCGCAACAAUUGAAAACCUUGAAAAUAUAUUGCAAAAGGUCGCUAACGCCAGAACAUAUUGAUAGCAUAUCCCAAUUGAAACAAUUAAGAUCACUCAGCAUUGCUUUUAACUUUAGGGUGAUUAACGACGCAGCUUUGAAGAAGUUGUGCCGACUGACCCAACUUGAGGAGUUGAUAAUCGUCAGAUCGUACGACAUAACCAAUGAUGCACUACUAAAGCUAUUGAAAUCUUGUCCAAAACUGAGUGUGCUGAAUAUUCAAUUUUGCGAGAAAAUCUCUAUGGAAUUUGUGCUACGAUCUAUUGAGAUUUUAAAGGCGAGAAGAGUCCAUUCAAAGCAACCUUUAGUAGUGUACACCUGUUACACCGCCAUUAAAGAAAGCGACUUGAAUGAGUGCGCCAAGUAUAAGGAAGCAGAGCGAAGUGGUUUGUUGAAAAUUGACACUUCGUAUUCCGAUGAACUGGAAGAUGUUUAUUCAAGUAUUCGCUAUCCCUUUGAUGGAGUUCGCAUCAAUGGCAAAUUUUUCCCCUAUACAGACAAUGAUGAAUGAGAGGCAGUGCAAGAUGAAGCCGAUUUCGGUCACGAUGUUAAUAUAAUUUGAUAUCACGAUAAUAACGCAGAAAAUUUGUAAAUCAACUAUUAAUUAAUUUAAAUUAAUUGUUGAUAUUAUUUACGU
Messenger RNA from Ceratitis capitata (Mediterranean fruit fly), 2230 nucleotides. RefSeq lists its product as uncharacterized. Gene Ontology annotation, biological process: SCF-dependent proteasomal ubiquitin-dependent protein catabolic process. The record is from RefSeq and is a predicted model, not a curated record. NCBI's taxonomy places the organism in Eukaryota, Metazoa, Arthropoda, Insecta, Diptera, Tephritidae. The transcript has 5 exons. Gene Ontology annotation, molecular function: RNA binding. Gene Ontology annotation, cellular component: SCF ubiquitin ligase complex. The coding region runs from base 269 to 2104 and encodes 611 amino acids.